Messenger RNA from Alternaria arbusti, 1569 nucleotides. RefSeq lists its product as uncharacterized. Gene Ontology annotation, molecular function: ATP binding; RNA binding; tyrosine-tRNA ligase activity. Gene Ontology annotation, biological process: tyrosyl-tRNA aminoacylation. The coding region runs from base 1 to 1569 and encodes 522 amino acids. Gene Ontology annotation, cellular component: cytosol; mitochondrion. The record is from RefSeq and is a predicted model, not a curated record. NCBI's taxonomy places the organism in Eukaryota, Fungi, Ascomycota, Dothideomycetes, Pleosporales, Pleosporaceae. The transcript is spliced from 5 exons.
AUGUUGAGUGUACUUGAAGAGCGUGGAUUUGUGAAGGAUGUCGCUGGUGGACGCCAGACGCUCGACUGGCUGCUCACCGAAAAGCGCAUCGGCGCAUAUGUCGGCGUAGACCCAACAGCCCCCUCUCUACAUGUCGGCCACCUUCUCCCGCUUAUGGCGCUGUACUGGAUGUACCUCCAUGGCUACUACACCGUCAGCUUGUUAGGAGGAGGCACCGUCCAGAUUGGCGACCCUUCUGGCAGAACAACGGCUCGGUCUCGGCAAGGCGAGGAUGUGCAGUCUAUGAAUGUGGAGAGCAUACAGCGCCAAUUGGACAAGCUGUGGACGAAUGUCAAAUGCCUGGGCAUCAAGUACCAGUACUCCCCCCUAGUCAGCCGAAAGCAGGAUAUCCUCAACAACAGGAGAUGGCUGUCCCAGUUGAGUGCAGUUGAGCUGAUGAGGGAUCUGGGGUCUGGUAUGCGCCUGGGUGCUAUGCUCAGUCGCGACUCGGUCAAGCUACGAAUGGAAAGCGGCGAAGGCAUGGCUAUAUCCGAGUUCAGCUACCCCCUCUUCCAAGCCUACGACUGGUGGAGCAUGUACCGGAACCAGGGCGUUCAACUACAAAUAGGCGGAUCUGACCAGUACGGAAACAUCAUUGCCGGCAUGGGCGCCGUCAGUCAUAUGCGCAAGAUACAUCGCAUGGACAACGGAGCAGAAGGCGACGAAGACCCAAGCGUAGCAACUUACGGUCUCACCACACCACUGCUUACAACAGCGUCUGGCGAAAAGUUUGGCAAGAGCGCGGGCAAUGCAGUCUGGCUUGACGGCCAGAUGAUGAGCUCAUUCGAUCUGUACCAAUACUUCCUCCGCACCGCAGACGCCGACGUAGAACGCUACCUCAAGCUCUUCACCUUCCUCCCCCUUGACGAGAUCCGCCUCCUAAUGAACCGCCAAAACCAAGACCCCUCCAAGCGCAACGCCCAACACAUACUCGCCCGCGAAAUCGUCGAGCUAGCACACGGAGCCGCAGACGCGAAGAAAGCUGAAGCCGCACACAAGGACGCGUUUGGUCAGGGAGCCCAUACUUUCUCGCUAUUCUCGCUGAGGAACGCGAUUGCCGGUGACGAGGGCGACACCAGCGAGCAAAAAGAACACCUGAAGAAGGAGGACACAGAACUGCUAGAAUACAAGAAAGCCUACGCCACUUCUUCGACCGCACAAGCUACUGCAAGCAGCCCACCCGAACGACCCCAGCACGACAAAGCAAAUGUCAUCACACUCCCGCUCUCCAUGCUCCAAGCCGGAUCCUUCCCCCACGUCCUCCACGCCGCCGGUCUCGCGAGUUCGAAAUCCGAAGCGAGCCGCUUGAUCGCGAAGAAGGGCGCGUACGUCAUUGUACCCAAUUCUGGUCCGCCUGAUAACCCUACUGCGCUGAAGUGGGCGACUAUCGAGCCGGGCAAGGAGGUCAAUCCGUAUCACUAUCUCGUGGACUGGGAGGCGCUGGUGCUGAGGGCAGGGAAGAGUAAGAUUCAGAUUUGCAGGAUACUUAAGGAUGAGGUGGGUGAGGAGAAGACGGAGGAGGGACAAUGA